Messenger RNA from Spea bombifrons (plains spadefoot toad), 1485 nucleotides. RefSeq names its product syncoilin, intermediate filament protein (gene SYNC). The transcript is spliced from 4 exons. The record is from RefSeq and is a predicted model, not a curated record. Bases 174 to 1172 code for a protein of 332 amino acids. Gene Ontology annotation, cellular component: intermediate filament. NCBI's taxonomy places the organism in Eukaryota, Metazoa, Chordata, Amphibia, Anura, Pelobatidae.
CAUCUCAGGCGUGCCCAGCUGUAGGGGCUUAGGAGUUCUUGCACUUGGGGGAUACAGUGACAGCCUGCAAGACUCUCCCAGCAAGCGUGCAUUUAUGGGUGGGCAGGGCACCUCUCCCAUAGCCUCUUUCACACAGUUUAUUAAUAACAGAAGAGACAGUUUGUACCGAUGAAAUGUCCAGUGCAGAAGAGGAAGGCGAGAACUGCCAGGGGGAGAGGGAGACUGAAGGAUCGCCAAGAGCAUCCUCUGAUGUAUCUCCGGAACCCCUUUCCUUGCAAGAUGUCGGGGUGAGAUUCCAGUUUUGUAUUGCAGCAGUGGAAGACUUAGAGCGGGAACGUGAGGAGCUAGUUCGUGAAUUAUCACUUCUUCGGGAACCUUCCCUGGAAGCCGUGAGGCAGGCACAUGAAGAGAUAGUACGGGCAUUUGGCGAGAGAGCUAGGGUGGAGCUGGAGAGGGAUACUCUGAAAGAAGAAAUACGUCUAGUACGGCGUAGACUGUUUAGGGUGACCAGGGAAUGUGUUGCCUCUCAGUACCAACUUGAAAGGCAAAAACAAGAGCUGACACAAAAAGAAGCCGAGCAAGAGAGCUUGGAGACAUUAGCUGCACGUCUGACAGAGGAGCUCAACCAACUCCGUAAUACAUUUGCUCAGCAGCGGGAGAGUCAACAUCAACGCCUUAGAGCUCCCCACCCAAGAUACACCCCAUGUGAGUUUCAGGACCGGAGGCGUCUAUCCGUGGAGCUGCAAAGCCUAAUUGAAGAGCAGCACAGUUCCCUGGAAGAGCAUUAUGAGCCAAGAUUAAUGCAGCUUUUGGAGCGUACUGAAAGAGGGGCUAAAGCACUGCAGGCAGCCCAGGAAGAGCUGCAGAAGCUGCAGGAGGAGAUCAGGCCACUUGAGGCUGCAGCCAACCGUCUGCGGGUGGAGAAGAACUGUCUUCAGGAGCAAAUUGCUCUCUUGAAGAGGAAAAAAGAAGAUGAGGCAUUGCUGUACCGGGAACAGUUGCAGGAACUGGAGGAUACAAAGCGAGAAAUGAAGAUUUCAGUCCAGUUACAACAGCAUCAUAACAAAGAGAUAGAGGAACUACGGAAAAGUUUAGCCCAAGAGCUUGCAAUUUACAAGGGAUGCCUUGAAUUAUAUGGGCAGCUCUUCAGGUCUGUGGCAAAAAAGGAAUGACUGAACUUUCCACCUAAGAAUUAUGCAGCCCAGUCAUAGGCACAACCACACAUGGAGCCUCAGAUAUGUAAACAUCGAGACAAGCCUACAUACGUAAGGGACAAUUGUGGUUUCAUAAUAGCAUAAAUGCAGGCUAUGUGCCAGUCCGCAGCAUACAUGCACCGGUUGGAUUCACAGAAUGUCCAUUGAAGGUUAUAACAGUGGAACACGAGAGAUGUUAACUAUGAGAAAUGCGUGAGGAGGGCUGAUUUGACGUAAACCCUUGCUCAAUAAAAUAAUCAAGACAGACGUUAAAAAUACUUUAAAACCAUCC